AUUCUUAAAAACUAUUUGUAUGAGCUAUUUUAAAAAACAGCUUAGAAGCCAUUCUUAAAAUCGGAACGGAACGAACUACUGAUCUACUACUUCCUCGACUAACCUCCGAUGUUCUAGGAGACUUGUGACGCGUCGGACGGCUGGGUUUUGGUUGUAAUAAAAAAUUAAAAAUUUAAGCCAUCUUGAUUCUGGAACGAAAGCACGCGCUCUCUCCCUCUAAACCAUGCAGACUCUAUCAAUGGACGCUUGCAACUUCCCAGGUUCUCAUCCCCAAUUUCUAGGGUUUCGCGCUAACAGCCUCUCUUUUUCUUCCUCAUCUCCAAGCCCUGUCUCCUUCCCCAAUCGGACACCCAUCUUCCCCUGCAUCUCCUGCACCUCCAAUGCCAGAAGCCAAAACCCUAGGCGCAACACCCAUGGGGGAGGAAGAGGAGAGAGGCCCAAUGCCAAGGGCAAGGACAAUGUGUGGAGCGUGGACAACGACGCCUCGGCUAUGGUCCAGAAGGAAAGGGAGAAGGCGACCAGAAGGAGGAGAAGGGGUCGGAGGGUGAGGACUGUCAAAAGGAGUAAGGGCGAUAGGGUUAUGAUUUCUCAGGCUAUGUUGAUGGAGGUUGAAAGGAUGCUUCAAACUCAGGAACCUGUAAUUCGACCAGCAUGGAAUACAUUUGCAAGUAGUGUCAGUGGGAUAUGGAAGGGAGUGGGGGCAGUAUUUUCACCGAUCACUGCUGAAAUGGAGCCAAUUGAUAUUGGAAACAAAAGUGAAAGCCUAUAUGAUUGUUAUACUCUUUCCUGUGUUGAGGCUGUGCCACCCUCUGUUGGUGGGCAGACAUCUCAAAUCCAGAGGAAAAUAAAUUGGGUAACACUGAAUCCUUAUGGUGAAAUGCAAUGCCAGAAUGGAGGUGGCAAUAGAAGCAAAGAAGAGUUUACUGAUAGAGAUGCACCUUUAUCCACAAAAAAUGUUGAUGGAGGUGUGACAAACCAUAUUUUGCCUAAAUUUGAGUCUUUUGACUUUGGGACAAGUGAUGUGAUGCAAGAAGAUAUCAUGGGCCAUGAGUCUGGUCUUGUAUUCUUCGAGGAUGGAUCUUAUUCUAGAGGUCCUGUUGAGAUUCCUGUUGGUGAACUUGACGAGUCGAAGUAUUACCUUUCUCCAACUUUCAAGUUUGAACAAUGUUUGGUAAAAGGUUGCCACAAAAGACUGCGUAUUGUCCAUACUAUAGAAUUCAGCAAUGGGGGUUCAGACAUACGGAUAAUGAGGGUGGCUGUCUAUGAAGAACAAUGGGUCAGUCUUUCAAGCCUCCCUGAUCAAAGUGAUCUGGAGCUCGAUUCAAAACCCUUUUCCCAGAGGAAGAGAACUCAGCCAUCAGAGCUGACUGGAUCCUGGAAGGUGUUUGAGGUGAGUGCUACACCAGUCUUUGGUGAGGAGAUGUUAGCAGGGGAAAGCAAUGGCACACCUUAUGUUUACCUCUGCACAGAGACGUUAAAGAAGAGAAGCUUGCCAGAAAAUCCAGUAUACUUUGGAGAGGAGGAGAUGCUAGACAUGCAGGAUGUGACUGUUCUUUGGCUGCCUGGUGGUGUCACAGGUUAUGUUGAUGUCAACAAAGAGGGUGUACUUUGUAUUGGAGUAGGGUGGUACUCAGAUGAAGGAAUCAAUCUGGUGAUGGAGAGGGAUUAUGGGAUAGAUGGGAAGCUCAAGGAAGUUAGAUGGAAAACUGAGGUAAAGAGAAGGUGGUCCGACCCAAUCCCCGUGUAAAUAUUUAAAAGCAUUUUCACCUCGUUGCCAAUAUAUUUUGAUUGGAAUCUUUUGUAUCAGUUCCCCAAUCUAGUGGUGUAUGACUGAACCUGGUACAAUGCACAUUUGAUUUGUGAAUGAAAAUAAGAUGGAAAUAGAGAUGAAUCAUAAUAUCAUUUAAAAACAAUAAUAAA
Vitis vinifera (wine grape) is the source of this 1920-nucleotide messenger RNA. RefSeq lists its product as uncharacterized. The coding region runs from base 224 to 1747 and encodes 507 amino acids. NCBI's taxonomy places the organism in Eukaryota, Viridiplantae, Streptophyta, Magnoliopsida, Vitales, Vitaceae. The transcript is spliced from 5 exons. The record is from RefSeq and is a predicted model, not a curated record.